CAGAAGCCCCUCGCGACGAAACCAUCACAGACCUCGCCUUACACAACCACCGACCGCUCUUCCCUUCGCCCCCGAUCCGUCAUGGACAACCCAGAAUUACAAGCGCACCUGGCCGCUCUCGAUGCCGAACUCGAUGAGGGCGAUAUUACGCAGAAAGGAUACGAGAAACGCCGCACACUCUUGCUCUCGCAGUUCGGCGUCAACGUCGGCUCCGGCAGCAUCACCUCCUCCAAUCCAUCGCAUCACUCGUUGCAACAAUGGCGAUACAGCGACGGAUCUUAUCAAGGAAUGGAUUCGUCUUCGGUUGGUGGUGGGAGCCGGACAUCUCUUGUGAUGGGUGGAGCGCCGCAGCCGGACCGGAGUAGAGGCGGGGGAGAAUAUGAGUCGGCUCCGGCCGGCACGAGAUCAAGUUACUUACAGAGCGCGGCACCACCGCACAUGAGGAGCAGCUCGAAUAGCAGUUCGAGGUUAUCGCCGCAUUCACCGCAUCAUACCCGCGACGAUUCGAUGACGUUGCCGACUCAAGGCACUCACAUCCGGAACUACAGCUCUGCAUCGUCCAAUCCGUCGGUCCAACAACAGCAGAGCUAUGCGUACACGCCGCCGCAUAACCACAUGCAACUACCACCACAGAUCGAAUAUGAGCAGUACGAUGAAGGUCAGACACCAAUGCAAGACCAGCCGGGAAUGUCGGAUUCGAGGACGAAUACACUAUUUGACGCGGGGGGCUACUUCUCGGACUUUACUGCCCAGGUCUACGAGCCGGGGAAAGACCUAAACCAGAAUCGACCUCUGGAGAAUGACUACAACCAGCCUAUGAUGCACCGCUAUCCGGAGAACGCCGGAUUCUCCCCCACUGCUGCUGUUCCUCCGCCGAUGCUCAACACCAACGAUAUGCCGCCGCCAAGCGCCAUCAACACCUUGAUGCCGCUAGAACCACGGGAUGUGCCAUUCGCGGUCGAUGACCCCCACAACAGGAAUAUUCCAAUGUCAAAAUUCGACAAUAUAGCCACCGUACUGCGGCAUCGGGCUCGAUCAAUACCGAAACAGCAAGCAUAUGUCAUCCUGGAUACCAAAGGCAAGGAAGUCGCCGCCAUCUCCUGGGAGAAACUGGGAUCACGCGCAGAAAAAGUGGCGCAAGUGAUACGGGAGAAAUCAGGCCUAUAUCGAGGGGACCGCGUGGCGUUGGUUUACCGUGAUGUGGAACUCAUAGAUUUUGCUGUCGCGUUGCUUGGCUGUUUCAUUGCUGGUGUGGUCGCUGUUCCUAUCAAUAACAUGGAAGAUUAUCCCAAACUCAACUUCAUCUUGACAUCGACGCAGGCGCAUCUAGCGCUCACCACGGACAGCAACCUGAAGGCAUUCCAGCGCGAGCUAACGACUCUGAAGCUAGCCUGGCCAAGGGGCGUUGAGUGGUGGAAGACAAACGAGUUUGGCUCCUUUCACGCCAAGAAGGGCGAGGAAGUCCCGCCAUUGCAGGUUCCAGAUUUAGCCUACAUAGAGUUCUGGCGGGCACCUACUGGCGACCUACGAGGUGUUGUACUGAGUCACAGGACGAUAAUGCACCAGAUGGGAACGCUCAGCGCGAUCAUAAACACUGCGCCAAGCAACAGUCGAGACACAUUUGACACGAGCCUCCGUGACAAGACUGGACGGCCAGUCGCAGGCGGGCCUGCCGGAGAGACGCUGGUUUCGUAUCUCGACCCCCGACAGGGCAUUGGACUGAUCCACUCGGUCCUCAUGACCGUAUACGGCGGACAAACGACGGUGUGGUGCUCACAGGCCACCACAAGCGUGCCAGGUCUCUAUGCCAACAUCAUCACUCGCUACAAGGCUACUCUGUGCUUGGGGGAUUACCCGGCGCUGAAGCUCGUUGCCUACAACUACCAGACCGAACCGUUUGCGACCAGGAACUUUCAGAAGAAAUAUCCGGUGGAUUUCUCGUCUAUAAAGUUGAUGAUGAUCGAUGCUUUGGUGGUUGACUCGGAGUUCCACGAAAUCUUGGCGGACCGAUGGUUGAAGCCCCUUGGUAAUCAGAGGGCACGAGACGCUGUGGCUCCUAUGUUGUGUUUGCCGGAGCAUGGAGGGAUGGUCAUUGCGAUGCGCGAUUGGGUUGGUGGCGAGGAGAGGAUGGGAUUUCCCCUUUCCAAGCCGCAGGAGGAGGAAGAGACGAUUGAGCCUGAGAGUCCCGUCGACCCGAAAACAAGUAUACUCGGGAAUGGAUACUCGUCGUUGCUAUCCAAUCCCAAAGUUCCUGGCACUAAAGAGAAGAAGCCUCCCGAGAUCAUGGAGGUUUUAUUGGAGAGAGAAGCACUCAAAAUGAAUGACAUCGUUGUCGUAGCGAUGGGAGAAGAGGUUGAGAAGAGAGGAGAGGAUGAGACCGCGCUUAGAGUGGGGGCAUUUGGUUAUCCUAUACCGGAUGCCACGCUUGCUAUCGUGGACCCGGAAACCUCGCUCCUUUGCGCUCAGAACACGGUGGGCGAGAUUUGGGUGGAUUCUCCGUCACUUUCCGGUGGAUUUUGGGCGGCGCCGAAGCAGACCGAGACUAUCUUUCACGCGAGGCCAUAUCGCUUUGAGGAAUACAACCCGCACCCCGUACCGGUGGAGCCGGAAUUUCUGCGGACAGGGCUGUUGGGAUGCGUUAUUGAGGGGAAGAUCUUCGUGCUCGGCCUCUAUGAAGACCGACUACGGCAGCGAGUGGAGUGGGUGGAUGGGGAGCAAGCCGAGCAGCGGGAAGAAUACCGAUACUUCUUCGUGCAGCAUCUCGUCGUCACGCUCAUGAAAAAGAUGUCGAAACUCUACGAUUGUUCGGCCUUUGACGUGUGCGUCAAUGAUGAACAUCUUCCGAUAAUCCUAUUAGAAUCACACGCUGCAUCGACUGCACCCACGGCCGCUGGUGGGGCAGCGAGACAAUUGGAUAUUGCUCUUCUGGACUCGCUUUCGGAGCGAUGCAUGGAGGUACUCCUGACAGAACAUCAACUCCGAGUAUAUUGUGUUAUGAUUACAGCACCCAGCAGUCUUCCGCGAGUCGUCAAGAAUGGUCGCCGGGAGAUCGGAAAUAUGCUCUGCCGAAAGGAGUUUGAUAGCGGCACCCUGCCCUGUGUCCAUGUCGAGUUCGGAGUCGAGCGGGCAGUCCGCAAUCUGCCAGUCGGUAUCGACCCGGUAGGAGGCAUCUGGUCCUACCAUUCCACCCGAGCACGGCAGGAGCUUCUGGCCAAUCAGGAAAAACAAUACUCGGGCGUGGAUUACCGGGUGGUGGUUAUUGACGACCGUACCUCAACGCCGCUCAGUAAUUUCACAUCGAUAGUUGACCUUCUACAAUGGCGGGUGUCCCGUCAAGCCGAGGAACUGUCUUACUGCACUAUUGACGGGCGAGGCCGGGAAGGAAAAGGCAUCACAUGGAAGAAGCUAGAUCUCAAGAUCGCAGCAGUCGCAACCCAGCUGAAAAAUAAAUGUAGCCUGAGGGCAGGUGAUCACGCGAUCCUCAUCUACACGCAUUCGGAAGACUUCCUCUUUGCUCUUCACGCUUGCUUCUGUUUGGGCGUUAUUGCGAUUCCCCUUGCGCCAUUGGACUCGAACCGACUCGCUGAAGAUAUUCCUGCAUUCCUACACAUGGUCGCGGACUUCAACGUCAAGUGUGUCCUGGUCAAUACCGAGGUCGAAACACUCCUGAAGGGAAAGCCUUUGGCCAUACAUCUCAAGCAAUCCGCGGGCGUGCUCAACGUCAAGGUUCCAAUCGUCCAUAACACGGCGAAAAUACCAAAGAGCUCACAGGGCUGUCGCGACUUGGGGUACACAGUUAACCCGGCAUGGAUCCAACCGGGGAGCGUGGCGAUGGUUUGGACGUACUGGACUCCAGACCAGCGGAGGAUUAGUGUUGCCUUGGGACACGAGACCAUCAUGGGUAUCUGCAAGGUCAUGAAGGAGACUUGCCAGAUGACCAGUAUGAGGCCGGUUAUUGCGUGUGUACGGAGUACAUCUGGAAUGGGAUUCGUUAUGAGUUGGUUGAUGGGUAUCUUCAUUGGUGCACCGACCUACUUGAUUUCUCCCAUCGACUUUGCCCAGAAUCCAAUGAGUGUAUUCCUGACACUCUCGCGGUACAAGAUCAAGGAUACCUAUGCUACGCGACAGAUGUUGGAACACGCAAUCAGCACUAUGCCGGCAAAGGGAUUCACUCUACAUGAGUUGAGGAAUCUGAUGAUUACAUGCGAGGGACGUCCACGGCCGGAUGUAUUUCAAAAAGUCCGGAUGCACUUCGCGGCAGCAGGUCUUGACAGAACGGCCAUUAAUACGGUCUACUCUCACGUCCUCAACCCGAUGAUUGCCACCCGGAGUUACAUGAACAUCGAACCAAUUGAGCUGUGGCUUGAUCCCAAAGCCCUGCGCCGUGGUCUCGUAAUCCCCGUGGAACCUGAUAGCAUGCCAGGUACCCUUCUCGUCCAGGAUUCCGGCAUGGUCCCCGUCCAGACGCAAGUAGCCAUCGUCAACCCCGAAACCCGCCGGCUCUGUCACACGGGCGAGUAUGGCGAGAUCUGGGUCGUGUCUGAGGCUUGUGUUCAGAGCUUCUACAACUCUAAGGAUUCGAUCGAUAUUGAGCGUUUCCAGGGGAAGAUCGCUGAUGGCGAUAUGACCCUUUACGUCCGCACUGGAGACCUUGGAUUCCUACACACCGUUUCUAGGCCAAUCGGACCGGGACAGACCUUGGUUGAGAUGCAGAUUCUGUUCGUCCUCGGUGGCAUCGGUGAUACGAUCGAAGUCAACGGCUUGCAGCAUUUCCCUAUCGAUAUCGAGAGCAGUAUUGAGCGGUGCCAUCGGAAUAUCGUUCCCAGUGGGAGCGCCUGCUUUCAAGCCGGGGGACUCGUCGUCAUCCUAGUAGAGGUCCACGUCAAGUCCUACCUCGCGUCGAUGGUGCCUGUGAUUGUCAACACCAUCCUAGACCAACACCAACUUGUCGUCGACAUCGUCGCCUUUGUCAGCAAGGGCGACUUCCCACGUUCUCGUCUCGGGGAGAAGCAGCGCGGAAAGAUUCUCGCAUCGUGGGUAACCCGAAAGAUGCGAACAAUCGCACAGUUUGGAAUUAGAGACACCCACGGCAGCGGCGGCGGCAUGGGCGGCUUCGGCCUCGGUGGUGCAGGCAGUAGACCCGCCAGCUUCCUCCACAGUCCGCACCCUCACCCUUCGUCAAUGAUUAGCGAGCCGAUCAUGGAAACACCCACUGUCGAGAGCAGCAGUGGCAGCACACCCACGCAAUCCCUCGACUCCCAGCCGCCAUCGUUGGACGCCGUCGAGCUCCCGGCAGGCACGACAUGGCAGAGGAUAGAGCUUCCGGCUAUGAACUUUGAGGAUGAUCCUGAUCUCAUCACGCCCACACCACGCACUUAUGCAGAACCACAGGAGUAUUCCGAGGCCACGCCGGUUCUCCCGCCAAAGAACCCGAGGAGAAUGAGUACCGCGCAGAAGAGCACUGUUAGUAGCGGUAGCAAUGCCGAGUAUCCUACCGAGGCCCUGCUACAGAUGAAGCUGGACGAGGAGAGCAGGGAGGGACAGGGGGACAGGUUGCCGGGUGCGCAUGGAGCGGGAUGGGGGAUGGCGAUGUAGGAAGAUUGGGAUACCUAGAUUUUCGUUUCUUUUCAGUUUUUUGUUUUGUUUUUGCGUGGGGCGGCGGAUGAUUGUUUGCAGGCGUAGGUAUUCGUUACUUUUGUUGAUUCCUUUUUUCUUUGAGUGGCAGUGGGUCUGGCAUGUCCGAGUACCUUGAGUACCUUUCGAUGAUACAUACAUAUGUUGGCGAAGCGGAGCGUGUUUGUUGGGGGGCAUCAUAUGGUAUCCGGAGAAGUUAUUGCUUGCUGCAAGCAGUGGACAAUAGGGGCGACGUGAUUUCAAACAUGUGAUAUCACUCCGCAUUUGUCGCUCUGCCACUGUACUUUCGAUCGUACAUGGGUUGAUUAAACAAAAAACAAAUCAUAGAUUCGAU
Molecule: messenger RNA, 5968 nt
Organism: Tricharina praecox
Lineage: Eukaryota; Fungi; Ascomycota; Pezizomycetes; Pezizales; Pyronemataceae
Product: putative AMP-binding enzyme
Exons: 3
Coding region: 82-5595 (1837 amino acids)
Cellular component (GO): cytosol
Source: RefSeq, a predicted model, not a curated record